Lutzomyia longipalpis is the source of this 804-nucleotide messenger RNA. Its product is annotated as kxDL motif-containing protein CG10681. The coding region runs from base 60 to 689 and encodes 209 amino acids. The record is from RefSeq and is a predicted model, not a curated record. Lineage: Eukaryota; Metazoa; Arthropoda; Insecta; Diptera; Psychodidae. Gene Ontology annotation, biological process: lysosome localization. Gene Ontology annotation, cellular component: BORC complex. The transcript has 2 exons.
UAAAUAAAUUGAAAGAAUUCGAAAACAUUCCAAUUUUGAGCACACAAAAAGCCCAUAAAAUGAAUCCGGAAAUGAGUAGUUCAGUGCAGUCACGCAAAACAGGGCCCCAUGGAACUCCCGAAAGUGAAUUUAGUAUAGAAUGCUUCCAGAAUUACCUGGCACCAGAAGUUUUUAUCCAAGGACUAGCUGGAAUUGUUAAUCAGGGUGAAGUGGAGAGGAUUAUCUACAAUCAAAAGCAGAUGCUGCAGCGUUUUGAGAAGACAAAUGAGAUGACCCUGAAUUGCAACAUUCUCAGUGCAAGUCGCCUCAAAAAAGCCACAGAGGACCUCAAGGAGCACACAAAACUCCUGCAUGACAUGAAGAAGGACCUGGACUAUAUCUUCAAGAAGAUCAGAACCAUCAAGGGGAAGCUCAAUGCCCAAUAUCCGCAGGCUUUUGCCGAACUUGAGCCACAGCGGAGUAGUUUUGCCGAAGAGGCGGAAGAUGAGACUGAAGGAGCUGCUGCAGCUGUUCCCAAGGCCCAGGAGGCGCCGCCAUCCCAGCAGGAGAAGAAAAUCAUGACAAAGAAGAGUCAGGAAGUGGAGUAUGUUCCCAUGGAGGGAUCUGAUAAUAAUGCCAGUGGGAGUAAUCUCUCCAAUCGUACGAGUUCCACGGAUAAUUCCAAUGAUUCCCUCUCAGACACUGGCUGAAGGAUGCCCCUAGUCUAGGAGGUGCUAUAGUUCAUGCAAUCCCACAUUUUGUUAAUUAAUUAAAUUAUCUUUCUCAUCUUUCUUUGACUUCUCUAAUAAAGAAUUUCGCUCAAAA